This is a messenger RNA of Arachis duranensis, 1108 nucleotides long. Its product is annotated as dihydrolipoyllysine-residue succinyltransferase component of 2-oxoglutarate dehydrogenase complex 2, mitochondrial-like. The record is from RefSeq and is a predicted model, not a curated record. Bases 295 to 972 code for a protein of 225 amino acids. Gene Ontology annotation, cellular component: oxoglutarate dehydrogenase complex. Gene Ontology annotation, molecular function: dihydrolipoyllysine-residue succinyltransferase activity. Lineage: Eukaryota; Viridiplantae; Streptophyta; Magnoliopsida; Fabales; Fabaceae. The transcript has 6 exons. Gene Ontology annotation, biological process: tricarboxylic acid cycle.
UAUUAAUUAUAGCUUGUAGUCAACGAAGGUGAUACCGUUAAACCAGGUCAUAAGGUAGCUAUUAUUUCAACUUCUGCUAAAGUGAUAGAGCAAGAUUCGUUGUUAUCGUCGUCUUCGUCGUCUUCUUCUUCAUCUUCAUCUGAGAGUGAAUCUGAGGAAGAUUCUCCUCAACCAAGCCAAAAGAUCAUUGAGAAGAAGAAAGCACCUAAUAUUGAGGCCACACCUAAAAGAAUUGAGACUUCAAUUACCACUGCUCCACAACUUCCACCCAAAAAAGGAGAAAGACGAGUUCCCAUGACAAGACUUCGAAAGCGAGUUAUGACACGGUUGAAGGAUUCACAAAACACAUAUGCAAUGCUAACAACUUUCAAUGAACUUGACAUGACUAAUCUGAUGAAGCUUCGUUCUGAUUACAAGGAAGUAUUUGUUGAAAAGCAUGGAGUCAAAUUGGGACUUAUGUCUUGUUUUAUCAAAGCUGCUAUUAGUGCACUCCAACAUCAGCCAAUUGUAAAUGCAGUCAUUGAUGGUGAUGAUAUUGUAUACAGAGAUUAUAUAGAUAUCAGUGUAGCUGUUGCUACUGCAAAGGGACUUGUUGUGCCAGUUAUCCGCAAUGCUGAGAAAAUGGAGUUAGCAGAGAUAGAAAAUCAAAUUAGCUGUUUUGGAAAGAAGGCAAACAAUGGAACUUUAUCAAUUGAUGAGAUGGUUGGAGGCACACUUACAAUAUCCAAUGGUGGUGUUUAUGGGAGCCUCUUGAGUACCCCUAUUAUUAACCCUCCUCAGUCAGCAAUCUUGGGUAUGCAUUCCAUCAUGAGUCGUCCAAUGAUGGUUGGGGGUAAUAUCGUCCCAAGGCCAAUGAUGUACAUUGCUCUAACAUAUGAUCAUAGAAUCAUUGAUGGAAGAGAAGCAGUUUAUUUUCUACGUCACAUCAAGGAUAUUGUGGAGGAUCCUCGUAGAUUGCUACUUGACUUGUGAAUUGUUAAUAAUGAACUCUUUUCUAGGUAUAUAAAAUGAUUGAUACCUAAGCUGAGAUAGUGCAUAACAAGUUUAAGUGCACAUCAUUUUCAUUGGAGUAAAUAGAAACAUUUAGAAUUCAUUUGUCAGAUAGAAU